Molecule: messenger RNA, 957 nt
Organism: Schistosoma spindalis
Lineage: Eukaryota; Metazoa; Platyhelminthes; Trematoda; Strigeidida; Schistosomatidae
Source: the annotation of a GenBank genome assembly
CCUCCGAGUUGAACGAUUUACAUUCUGAAGAAUUAUGACGCUUCAUGUUGAAAGCCGAAAUUCUUCACAAGUCAUGAGGACGAUAUCUCCUCUAACAACAAGAACAACAACUAUCAUAGGAACGUGGAAUGUCUGGACAAUGUGGGACACCGACACAACCAGUCAUAUAGCUGAAGAAACGAGAAGAUACAACCUGGUGAUUAUCAUAACAAAUGAAACCCAUUUCACUCAAACCGGAACGAAAAUACUAGAUUUGGAUGAGAUGUUGUUGUACUGUGUUUACAAAGAAGAAGAUAAAACACAAACACCGGGAUUUGUAUUGACAGUGUUCGAAGAAUCACGAAACGCAUCAACAGGAUGUGAAUCCUAUGGAUUCAGGAACAUCAAAUAUCCUUCAAAACAAAGAAAGAUAGCGCUACAAAGGAUGUUAUUUGGUGCUAUGCACUCCCUAGAGAUAGCAGUGGAUAUGAUGAUCAGUUUACGAGAAGCUGCAACCGAUCAUAGCGAAGUAUUCAGGAAAGUACUUUACCAUCCUGAUGGUAGACCUAAACGCCAAAAUGGGAAUGGACAACACCGAAUAUGAUGAUACAUUAGGAUGAAACGGACUGACAGGGAGGAAGGAACGAGAAUGGUGAGAGAUUCGCAACUUUAUGAUCAUUCAACAAAAUGGUUAUAGGUGACACAAUAUUCUCUCAUAAUUGCAUACACGAAGCUACAUGGGUCCCACCAGAUCACACUACAGAAAAUCAGAUCGAUCAUAUUUGCGUCACCAAAAAAUUCAGGUCAGUGGAAGACAUGAGAAUAAGGAAUGGAUUUAAAUCACCACCUGGUUGUAGUUAUGAUGCAACUGAAGCUAUCGGAGCACUGGACAACUGGACAAACAGUAUUACAAAGGUUUACUACAUCCUUCAUUCGAAAAACUCAACGAUUUCAAAAUAGCUCUCAUAGAGUAGUUAC